Molecule: messenger RNA, 1213 nt
Organism: Paramecium sonneborni
Lineage: Eukaryota; Ciliophora; Oligohymenophorea; Peniculida; Parameciidae
Source: the annotation of a GenBank genome assembly
AGAUUUCAUUAUUUUUAUUACAUUAUGGAAACUUCUAGUUAAAGUGAUCUAUCUAUUGCUUCUUUGGCUACACUUGAUGCCCUUGACAAUGCCAUUAAAAAAGAUAAGAACAGAUAUAUACGUAAAGGUAUUUAUUGUAUUUUAUUUUAAAUUAGGUUAUGGUCUUUUAGUUGCUAUCUUUAUUGCUUUAUCCACAUAUUUGACAGUUCCUCAUAUAAUGUUCUUUAUUCAUUCAUAUUUAGAUGGCAUGCAAAGUAAUUUAAAUAUUUUAUAUUUCUUAGAAAUUUAAAUAUUCCUACUUGUUUAAUUGUGUUCCACUAACCUUAGUUAUGUGUUAGGUAACAUUUAUAUGUACAUAAUCUACUCCUUAAAGUUACCAUUCUUUGAAAGAUAUAAAGUUGAUAAUGUAAUUUAUAUAUAUCAUAAUAAUCUUAGAAUCCAUGGCCAUGGGAAUAGAAUUUAAAAUAAUGGACUUAAACUAAAAAAAAGGUACUUCUUAAUUGGAUUCUAAAUUCAAUCAUUUCUUCUUUGUUAACUAUUGCAAGUGUAUAUGCUGGACAAAACUUUAGACAUGAUUCUUCUAGCAUUCCAUCCCAUUUUGAAUUAGCUUGGCAAAUAGCCUUCUGUAUGAUUGUAGAAGAUACAUCAUUCUACUGGUUACAUAGAACUCUACAUAACCCAAGAUUCUACUAUAUUCAUAAAAAACACCAUGAAUUCUAUAAUACUAUUAGUGUUGCUGCUGAAUAUUAACAUCCUAUAGAAUUUGUAUUAACCUCUACAGCUACUGCCUUAGGACCUUUAAUACUUGGUGCUAAUAUGCAUGUCUAUACUUUGGGCUUCUGGUACAUUGUUAGAGUUUUUGAAACUAUUGAUGGACAUUGUGGUUAUGAGUUCUCUUGGUCUCCCUAUAGAUUAUUACCAUUUUCUGGCUCAUCAGAAUAUCAUCAUUAUCAUCAUUCACAUAAUAUAGGAAAUUUUUCUAGUUUCUUCUACUAUUGGGACACUCUAUGUGGAACUAAUAAAGAGUACUUCAAUUUCAAGAAGGCUAGAACUAAUGUAAUUAUUUAUUUUAUAAUUUAAAGGAGAUGUAAUUAAAUUUAAUGAGAAGAGUAUUUAAUGAAAGUUAAUAGAAAUCCAAAACAACUUGAUAAUAAGUAAAAUAAAAUGAUAGAUAAAAUUCAUAUUAUUUAAAAAUUAUAACCUUAACAUUGUC